Hydatigera taeniaeformis is the source of this 1272-nucleotide messenger RNA. NCBI's taxonomy places the organism in Eukaryota, Metazoa, Platyhelminthes, Cestoda, Cyclophyllidea, Taeniidae. The record is from the annotation of a GenBank genome assembly.
AUGGGAUUGAGUUUCUCGAAAUCCUCAACUAACACUACUGCAAAAGAAGGAGAAGAACAUGAGACCGGUUUCCAGCAUAUUGCCAACACCAUCCGUCGUUCAUUUCGUGUCAAACGGCAAACUGCGGAUAAUGCAAAUAGGUCCUCUCUACGUGCUUCAGCUUCCGUCGACGGAGUAACAACUACAUCGACUCGAGUGCGUCCGGGAAUACCAGAAAGCUUUCAUCAACAAAAUACUGCAUCAGUAAAACCAGCAGCACCUGCCAAAGAGACGCUAAAACAGCCUGCCAAAUCUCCUGCCACUCCACUUGAAACCAAAGCUGCGACACCAAAGGCACCAGAAGUGAUUCCAGCUAUGGCAAUGGUGACAGAAGCUUCACGGAAUGCUGCAUCCAUUUCGGAGUCACAGAAGAAAGUAGGAACAGAUGAAGAGAGGGACAAAGAGAUGGAUAAGGCAAUGGACAUGUUGAAAGGGGCCAUUCGUGCGGAAGAAGAACAAGGAGAGAAGAAAGCCGAUAUAGAGGGUAAAGAAAGACAAGAAGAAGAAAAAGAAAAACUUCAUCAUGUGGGAGACAUUCUUUCCCGUUUAGCACCCGCUACAACACCCACAUCACCAGAAGCGGCUUCAGCUAUAGCAAAGAUGACAGAGGCACCACGGAAUGCUGCAUUCAUUCCAGAGUCACCAGAGAAAGUGAAAAUGAAUGAAGAAAGCGACAAAGAUUCGGAAAGGGCAAUGGGAAUGUUAAAAGGAACUUAUCACGUGGAAGAAGAACAAGGGGAGAAGGACGAUAGAAGGGUUAAAGAGGGACAAGAAGAAGAUGAAGAAGAAGAAGGAGAAAAACUUCAUCAUGCGGGAAAUAUUCUUUCUCAGUUGGCACCAGCAGAUACGUCAGGUGAUAAAACUCCUGAGACAGACACACCGGCGAAGCCGACAGUGAGCUUACUUGCAGCACUGGAGAAGCGAAAGGCGAUGAAGGAACGGAAAGAAGAAGAUAAUGAGGAAAGCGAUGAGGCGGAAAAGGAUGCAAAUCUAACACAUGGAGUGACUAAUGUGUUGGAAAGCAUCGCUUACCAGUCAUCAGCUAUCAAAUCGAAGGAGGCUGCCAACUUGAUGGCGGCUUUUACUCUUCCACCGCAGUCGCCGUCUGAAGGAGAGGUGGACGAAGAAGAGGAUCGCCAAGGAGAAAAGAAGACUGAGAAGGAGGAGGAAGAGGCAAACGGCGAGUUGAAAAAGGAGGAAAGGGACAAGAAGGCUGUUGAGGUGAUGGAGUGA